CAACACAUGAGUGAAGGACAAGAAAAAAUCGACGAGUACACAUACGAGUUCGCUUUGUUGAAUUUAUGAAGAAAACGACAGAGAGGUUCCCUGAACUCGCAAGAUGCAGUUAGCUCUUACUAGUGCUAGUAGGUGCGAGUGUUUGUGUUACUCUUACGAAGAGGCCUAGAACGUUCUUUAUUAUGUACAACUGCCGCAAGAGUAGGAAAAAACCCGUCUCCUCUAACCUUCGCAGCCCGAACGAAAAUGCUGAAUAAGGAUCGUGAUUGGCAACGGGUGCAAGUGAGGCCUGGUUGGCGCAGGCCUCGAGUCGUAGAGGACUAUCUUCGGAGGCAAAGAGGC
This is a messenger RNA of Amoebophrya sp. A25, 342 nucleotides long. NCBI's taxonomy places the organism in Eukaryota, Dinophyceae, Syndiniales, Amoebophryaceae. The record is from the annotation of a GenBank genome assembly.